Messenger RNA from Peronospora farinosa, 4767 nucleotides. The record is from the annotation of a GenBank genome assembly. NCBI's taxonomy places the organism in Eukaryota, Oomycota, Peronosporomycetes, Peronosporales, Peronosporaceae.
AUGGCGCUCGAAAAAGAGCUGCUACGCGUCUUGCAGCCUCUUGCGUUACGAUCUAUACCCGAGAACGCCAUCUCACGUGUAUUCGAUACAGGUGGUACUGCUUCAGUACGUGAAAAAUGGGCUGAAAACGUCUCAAAACGGCAGCUGCAAGCCGUCGAUCGUGUGUUCAUCAAGUAUCUGCUACUUCAGGAGGUCGCAAGUCGUCGUAAGGACGCUACAGACGCGCAAUUGGUGCAUUUUUGGCAUCUCUUUGCGUCCCAGGACACUAUUGAUGCUAUAUUGCAAUCGGAUCAAGACGUAGAGAACCACGACGCCGUGUAUCGGUCGUUUCUUACGUUUUUACAGUCCAUUAUUAAUGUCCGUGACGUUUACGCAAGUUUAAACAACGUGAAAAAACAAAACGCUCUAGUAAAAGCGUUAUUAGCUGCUAAAAUCUAUAUGGCAUGGCUACAAAUACCUGGAGGAUCAGCAUAUGGGAUUUUCAUGUCGUACGUGUAUCGUCAAGUUCUGGAUACGUUGAAGAAAUGGAUUGGUCUUGUGGCUGUUAAAGAGCAGAGAAAUAAUGCUACAAUACAAGAGAAAAGACGAGAGAGACAAGGAAGACGGAAAGUGGUGAGAAAAGAGCAGAGCAGUGAGGAAGAGAGUGAGGAAGAGGAUCCUGUUACGUACCAAAUGAUGACGACACUUGGGUUGGAAUUAUUGGAGAUGGUGGUGACAUUUUUAGGCAUUUUUUCACUCUCAGCUAGUCAAGAGUCUAUUGUACCGACUAUUGAGAUGGUAAUUGCAUUGCAGACAGCAGUACCACCGGAUAAUGAAGACACGGCAUUGGCUAUGACGAAGAAAACAGUGCAAGUACUGGAAACAUUGAUGAGUGGUACACAUGGUGAGCCAUUGCAGAUUGGCAGAGUGAUUCUGCAUUGCUACAUUCCUGGCGUGACGUUGCAGGAUACAGUGGCAAAGGAAACAAGGUCGUCGUUACGCUUUCAUAGACUUGCUAUUGAUGUUAUUAUGAGGAUCCAGCACAUUACAGGAAAAACAUGUGAAGAGGACGACGCCGAGGGCUCUGCACGUCGGGAAUACUCGUUGAUGUUGCUGGGUUUGAUGCAGAAUAUUUGUCUACAGGCACCAGGUCUAGCGGAUGAACGGCAACGUGUCCUCUCGUACGUCUUCUCGACUGUUAUGGCUGGACGGCGGGAGAGCGAGUACGAAGAGCAGGUUAAACCAAGUGAGUUCCGAGACGAAGAGUGCGUAAGAUUUGCACGAUUCCUGGCUAGUUAUUCUCGCAAUGCUAAGCUGAAGUAUCGCCAGUUUGCGGUAGAACUUCUUAGCCGCUUCGUGGUAGAAGCUAGGUUCUGGAAGAUCAAGAAAAACGAACUUCCCGAAUCGUUAGUCGCGUACUCGGGUGUAGGUCCGCUCUUGGAGGUCCUGAUUGAUCGUGCUCGCGACAAGAUGUCCCAAGUUCGUACAAAGGCAAUUAGUGGAAUUUCGACCAUGCUUACCUUAGGUUUAUCAAAUCUGGCUAAUAACGAAAACGAAGACAAUGAUGAACAAAUGAAUGAGGGCUGCGGAUCGGAAGCGAUUUCAAGCUCACUGCAAAAGCUGUUGUACGAGCCAUCGAUUGAUACUCAAGGAUUGACGACACUUGCAGAAACACCACUGAUGCAGCGACUUAUUGACCUCUUCCGUGAGCGGCUCUUGGACGACAAGACAUUCGUGCGCAGAGCUGCGGUGCACGCUCUGGAAGCACUUUUGACGGCGCACUCAGGCAAUACUGUUCAUGCUUCUUCUCGAAAAGACCUGUUUGAUAUCCACGCGCGCUGUACGGAUUCCUCGGUUGUUGUUCGCGUGCAGUCGAUAAAGUCGCUGUCAGCGAUCUUGCUUAAAUUUCCAUGCGAUGAAGAGGCCCAGAAGCUAUGGAAUCUUGGGGUUCUUCCGCUUUGUGUUGAUCCGGAGACAACUGUGCAAACUUGUGCACUUGAAGCGGCUGGAAAGGUUGUGUUUGAGCGAGUUUUGAUGUGGUAUGAUACACGCCGUAGUAAGAGCCAGCGCGAGAGUCUUGACAACGUCUGGAUGCAGGUGUCGCAUCUUGAUGGUGUCAUGGCUCGCUGUUUGCAAAAGGCAAUGCGCAUGCUAAUCAAGAGCGAAAAAAUCGAUGUCGACAAAAUUAUCAAAGCAUGUGUGUAUGCCAUUGAUGAAAGCGUGAAUCCGUACAGCUCCGGAGAAGAGGUGCAAGAAGAGGUAGAGGAUGAUGCUGCUCGCCGACUUUUAACUCGCUACUGGGGUUUUAGCUGGAUUGUACUGGAGGAACUUGCGCACUCGGGUAAUCUUAUUGAGGCUGUCAGGGGAAAACAACAAAAUUUAAGCAUCGUCGUCGAGUGCUGGAACAAGUUGCAGGACCAAGCACUGCCAGUGGAGUUCAACGAUGGAUCAAAGCGCAUUUUGCGUGUGAUUGCCGCGAUUUCAACUUUUAUUGAUGCACAAGAUGCCAAGUCGAUUGCGGAUGGCAUUUUGGCCUCGUUGCAUUCGUUUGCCAUCCCGCUAAAUGUCAUCGCCGAUGGGAUUCUUGCCCUAAAUAGCAUUUGCAAAGCCAAGGCUCCUUCUCCCGAGAAGAGUCGCGACAUUAGUUUCGCGUGGGGAAAGAAAAUCCUCAAACUUUGUGAGGUGAACCUUCGCAAAUGCUUUGAAAGUAGCCCGGACGACUUGGAUGAGGAGACGACAUUGUUGCAAAAGCAACUGAUAUCUAUCGGUGAGGUGGCGCUGCUUGAGUUUGAUAAGGAUGCUGACAAAAGCGGCGAGGCGGCACUUUUACCUGUUAGUUCGAGUCUGAAGUCUCUUGUGCAACUCUUUUUGCCACCAAAGUUUGUCCCUAACAGCAUCGCCAUCAGCCUGUCCAUGUCACAAGCUACAGUGCAAAGUGAGGAAGGUGAGACGACGACUUCCGUCAUGUCAGAGCCCGUUAUGCUGCCGACUCCUGUUCGCGUGUGUGCUUUCGUGACGCUCGGUAAGCUGUGCUUGCGUGACAGUGACCUAGCCAAGAAGUGUAUGACCAUGUUCAUUCGCGAGCUGAGAACGUGCGAAGAGCAAGACAUCCGAUCGAAUAUCCUGCUGAUUUUAGGUGAUCUAUGUAUUCGCUACACGUCUCUUGUUGACGCGUACGUUCCUACAAUUGCCUUGUCACUUCUAGACGACAGUCGCUUGUUGCGCCGCAAUGCUCUGCUGCUAUUCUCACAGCUGAUUCUGCAGGACUACAUUAAGUGGCGCGAGUCAUUGCUACGCUUCUUCCUUCGAGCUGCGGUAGAUGAAGAUGAGGAACUGGCAAACCUGGCUCGCCAUGUGCUCUGUGGACCUCUGUUGCAAAAGUCACCACACAUCUUCACGAACAAGUUCAUCGAGAUUAUCUUUGUCUUCAAUGGGGUCCAGGGUGACAAACUUAAGUUCUCGGAGCCUUUUGAGGAGGAAGGCACGCGCGAACUCGCACUGCUGGGCAAUGCGUCCUACCCAAGACGAGCAAAAUUAUACACCUUUUUGUUGGAGCACAUGACGGAUGAGCAAAAAUUGCAGAUUUCCAUGAAACUCUGCAAUGAAGUGCUGGAGGAAGUCAUGGACGGCACGCUUCCGCUGUGCGACAAUCCAUCGCAGAUCACGGACCAUUGCAUCGAGGCAGUUCUCAAGGAUACUUUCGCAAUUCUGUGCUCACCAGAAAUUAAACUUGCAACUUCAAAGGAGGAAGAUGAUGAAGCUGAUAGUGAAGAUGCAGCGAUGGGGACAAACGCAAACGUUGCGUCACAGAUCGCAGCAGCCAAGGGCAAAUUGCUGUCCAAGUUGUCCAAGAAGAAUUUCCUUGAAAAUGUUGUACCGGUGCUCAUCGGACUCAAGCACACUCUGGAAGCGAAGCAUAGCCCCUUGACUCGCUAUUUGCUGCACUACAUUCGCGAAUUGUUCAAGAUGUAUCGUCAGGAAGUGAAAGAUAUUUUUAUGAACACAGAUCCGCAGAUGGCAAUGGAAGUGGAGUACGAUCUGCGUCAGCACGACUUGCAGCAGCAACAGCAACAGAAACAACAAUCGCGCCGCAUGCCCUACGUCUCGAGCGAUGCCCAGACAGCACCGAUGUCUCCACAAGCUACAGCAGUCCCUGCAUCUCGGACACCGCAGGAUGAAUUGCUGGAGGCAAGUAACACAUCCGUGCACCUACGCAGUGACGAGAAGGGCACGCCUGCUGGUCGACGAAAACGUCAGAGCCUUCCUUCAACGCCAACUUCUUCUCGUAGUGGAGUACGACCGCGCAAAGUGUCCAGUGAGGAAGCUCGUCGGCAGACAUCAGAGCAGUCGACGUUGAUAUUUUCUCCCAGCCAGGGUCACUCAGCCAACGGGAACUGGCACGUGACUGCAAAGUCGCCUUCCGUCGACAGACCUCAGAGCCAUGGAAAGACGAGCUUCACACAGAAAGAUCUGGAAAGCCGCAUGAAGAAGGACCUGUCUGCAGCCUUCGACUCGGCCGGUGAUUCAGACGAGAACGUGCCACCAACUGUCAACGUUUCUAGACGCAGAGCAAAGGCGAAAGCCAAAGCCAAAGAAAACGUUAAAACGAGUUCAAAAGCUACUGCCAUCCGAAAAGAAGAAAAUCAGGAACAAGAGGAGAACGACGACGAAGAAGUCGUGCAGCUCUCGCUCAAAAAGAAGAAGAAGAAGAAGACAAAAAAGACGAUCAAAGCUGUGAAAAACCCUGCUACUCGUAUCAGUACUCGACACAAAAGGAAACGCAAUUAG